AUGGAUGGAUCUGAUCCAAAUGGCAAUGGUCAUCAUCAAAAUAAUAAUAAUAAUAAUAACAAUAAUAUUAAAUUAUCACCUAAUUCAUUAUUUGAUCGAGAUACAUUAGCUACUUUACUAUUGGGUAAUCAAAGUCCAACAUCUGCUGGUGUUUCAUCAUCUGUUGAUGAAUGGGCUGAUAGUGCAGGAGAAUUACUUGUUGAAUUAGAUAAUCUUAGUAUGCUUAGUCAAAUCUGUGAUAGUGUACCAAGACUUCCACCAAAACCCACAGCAAAUAAUCGUUCAAUUGAUGAAAAUAAAAUUUCAACAAAUGUUCAACAACCAAAACAUUUAAUCUUUCGAGAUAUUGUUGCUUUUUGGCAAUGUUAUGAUCAACUUUAUAUUGAACAAUAUAUGUAUGAUCGACGAUAUUCAUCAGCUGUUAUCGAUCAAGCAGUAAAUAGUUUUGGUAUGUCAGAUUAUGAUAUUCUUUCAUCAGCACUUCCACAAUCAUCAUCAUCAUCACCACCACGAUUACCUUCAUAUCGACGAUUUAAUUCACAACAUGAAUAUGAACGUUUACUUCAUGAAUUUGCAUCAGUAACAGGUGAUGAUCUUGAUGCUUGUUUAUCAAUUAAUAAUAAUAACAAUAAUAAUUCUAAUAAUAAUAAUUCUAAUCCUAUUAUUAAUAAGACUGGUGAUAUAAAUAAUGCAGCUAAAUUAUCCAUCCUUUCGAAACUUUUACCUAUGACGACAACAACUCAUUCAUCUCCAGUAUCCACUGAUAAUGAUCUUAAUUCACUUGUUGCUGAUCUUGAUCCACAUCCAACACCAAAUAUUAAUGAUAUACUUGCUAAUUUAAAAGCUGGUUUAAUUGAAUCUAAUCUUCAUGUACCAACUUUUGAUGAAUCUCAUCUUGAUCUUCCACGACAACGUUCAUCUCUCACACAUAAUCGUCUCAUAUCAUCAUCAAUGAUAAAUAAUAUAGCUGUACCAACAUUAUUUAUUAAUGAAAUUGAACAUGUACGUCUUGUUGAUUUAUCUAAAACUUUAUUAAAUAAUCUUCCUCUAUCAACAAUAAAACAUUAUGCAAAAUUAUUACAAUGUCCAAUUGUAAUGUGUCCUGAAUUUGUACGCGAUUUUUUAAUGCGUAAUAAUCGACAAGCAAGUACAUCACGUUCAUGUUUUUGUACAACAUUAAAUGAUGCUAGAUUAAUCUAUACGGAAUUAAUUGCUGCUAAUGUACCAUUACCAGCAACACCAAAAGAAGAAGAUUUAUUAUUAUUAACUAAAAAACGUAAACAUGCACCACCGAAAGGAUGGGAAGAUGGUUCAAGCGAUAUGAUUAUAACUGUACCACAAGUUAAAAAACAUAAACCAAAAUUAGAUUCUACAACAAUUAUACUUGAUCAUGAUUAUUUAAGUGCAGAACAAAUGGCGAAUUUAUGGAGACGUUCAUCGAAAAAACCAAUUGUUACUAUUCCAUUACCAGUCUCUCUUCCAAUACCACCAAUAGAAUCUGAAGAAGAUCUUCGUUUUAUGGAAUGUUCUCCUACACCACCAAUCUCAGUAACACCUACUCAAAUAACAUCAUUACUUCCUAUGCCAUCUCUUCCACCGCCACCACCACCACCACCACUACCUCCUCCUCCACCUCCACCAAUUCUCUUCAAAUUAAGAGAUUAUUUUCAUUCUCAUCCACCACCAACAUCAACACCAACAUUUUAUGAUGCUUAUUCAGACGAAAAAUUUCUACAAAUUACUCGACAUCCAUUAAUAAUUUUGUCACAGACACAACUAGAUUAUCUACUGGACUAUCUCAGGAGGGAUAUUUAUUCAACAUCACUUAUUGAUAGAUAUCAUUUAUAUUAG
Messenger RNA from Adineta steineri, 1851 nucleotides. NCBI's taxonomy places the organism in Eukaryota, Metazoa, Rotifera, Eurotatoria, Adinetida, Adinetidae. The record is from the annotation of a GenBank genome assembly.